CCGGGUGGUGGAAAAUACGACAGACCAAAAUGGCAAUAAACGUAGCUUUCAACAAUCAUAAUGAUUGUGAAGUGACGUGUAAUGGCGUCCGAGAUGAAACCACAGACGAUUCUAGGAUACAGACGACAGCAUUGCGGACAGCAUUAUCAGAUACGGCGUCAGACGAUACGGUAUUGCCAACAACAGCAUUGGGGAUAGCAACAUCAGAUACGGCGUCAAAGGUUACGGUUUUGGCAACAACAGUAUUGCGGUCAACAUCAUCAGAUACGGCGUCAGUGGUUGCGGUUUUGGCAACAACAGCAUUGUCUAAUUGUGACAGGUCAAAAAACAAAGAUGUACGCACAGACCAACAGACAGAGGAUGUAGACGGACCAUGGUCAACAAAAUCUUCCAAAAGAUUACCUAUAAAUGGUACAUGCGUUGUGCAAAACGUAAUUCCAGAUAAGGAAAUCACAAGGCGACGAUGGUAUUUGAAACCGAGGCUGAGAAAGCAGAUCGUCCUGGUGGGUCUCUCGUUUAUGACCUUGGUCGUCUCCUAUGGUUACGUCAUGUCUCUUGCAGUACUUUUCCUGCCAAUCAAGGACACGUUUGGAACCAACACCGCUGAAACGGCAUUAUUGCGGUCUGUCUGUCUGGGGAGUUUGUUGUGCGCAGGUGCUGUUGUAAGUCCACUGUUUCUCAAAUAUGGCGCUGGGCCCGUUGGGUUCGUUGGAAGUCUCGUGGCAACCACUGGCCUCGUCGUGAGCUUUCUGACUCCCUCAUUUCCGCUUCUCGUUGUGUCAGGUGGAUUUACUACAGGUAUUGGCCUCUGCUGUCAGUACGUCAUCAACUUUUCAGUUGUGGGAACUGUAAUAAAAAGCUCCAAAUGGAGAGACUUUGCUUUUGCUCUUUUAGCCAGCGCGGGUGGAAUUGGAUUUUCAGUAUCUCCAGUAAUGACAGCAUUUUUAUUAGAGAGGUUUGCCUGGCGUGGCGCAAUGCUGCUACUAGGUGGAAUAACUCUUCAGUGCUGUCCGGCAUUUCUCGCCAUCGACGCGAUCGCGCGAGAUCUCAUACAAAAGGACCGGAAGUUGGACGAGACUGUCGUGAGCAAAUCGAACUGGAAUCUUUCUUUGUUCAAAGAAUUUGGAUUUCUCGCCAUCGGUUUCAAUGUGUUCGUAAUUAUGGCCUUGAUACCUACAGUGAAUUAUUUCUUGGUGGAUAUGUCCAAGUCAAAAGGUUUUGACGUAAAUACGGGAGCCUUUUUCUUAACCCUAGCGGGAAUGUCCGGUUUAGCUGGGCGAUUAUUGUGCGUUGCUUUGACUGCUCUCAAAAAAGGAUCCAAAAUACUACUAAUCGCGUUUCUUUAUAUACUAACAGGGGCGUUUAUGGCCAUUAUGCCUUUUGCUCAAACAUAUCCUUUUAUGGCCACUGUGAUUCCACUUUACAACAUCCCCUUCGGUGCCGAGUCGGUUUUAUUCCCGUCUACCGUAUAUGAAGUGGCGGGAAUUCACCGUUACACGUCUGCUAUGGGAUAUACUGGUCUGAUAGGUGGAGUAGCGACAUGGAUCAGCGGACCAAUCGGAGGCAUGAUCAAAGACCUUUCGGGAUCAUAUGAUGGCGUGGUUUAUAUGGGCGUCUUCGGUUGUGCGUCGUGCGCCAUUUGUUUUUUCAUUCUGUAUGUUUAUCGCCGUAGAUCAGCCAAACAAAACGUCGAAGUGGAAAACGAGGAGGUCGAUACAUAUCUAUAGAAUUAGGAGGAAGAGAAGAAAGAAAAGAAGAAGGAGAAGAAGAAGAAAGAGAAAGAGGAGAAGAAAGAGAAGAAGAAGAAAGAGAAAGAGGAGGAGAAGAAGAAAGAGGAGAGGAAGAAAGAGAAGAAGAAGAAGAAGAAAGAGAGAGAGAGAGAGAGAGAGAGAGAGAGAGAGAGAGAGAGAGAGAGAGAGAGAGAGAGAACUACAUAUUGAAAUUUUAUUAAAGCUACUGUUCUGAAUAUAUGGUUAUUUUCUGAAUAUCAUUCUUACAAUUAAUUUCCUUGUGACCUAUUUUAGGUGACAUAAGAUCUGUUCACUAUAUUAUAGAUGUUCAAAGCUCGGGGCAACUUCUCCACUGUUGACUUUAACAAUAUAUUUUAAGAAAG
Gigantopelta aegis is the source of this 2113-nucleotide messenger RNA. Its product is annotated as monocarboxylate transporter 2-like. NCBI's taxonomy places the organism in Eukaryota, Metazoa, Mollusca, Gastropoda, Neomphalida, Peltospiridae. The record is from RefSeq and is a predicted model, not a curated record. Gene Ontology annotation, biological process: transmembrane transport; monocarboxylic acid transport. The transcript is spliced from 5 exons. The coding region runs from base 30 to 1727 and encodes 565 amino acids. Gene Ontology annotation, molecular function: monocarboxylic acid transmembrane transporter activity.